Molecule: messenger RNA, 1923 nt
Organism: Oncorhynchus masou masou (cherry salmon)
Lineage: Eukaryota; Metazoa; Chordata; Actinopteri; Salmoniformes; Salmonidae
Product: syntaxin-binding protein 5-like
Exons: 8
Coding region: 1-1392 (463 amino acids)
Biological process (GO): regulation of exocytosis; regulation of protein secretion
Cellular component (GO): plasma membrane; cytoplasm; SNARE complex
Molecular function (GO): myosin II binding; syntaxin binding; GTPase activator activity
Source: RefSeq, a predicted model, not a curated record
AUGCCUGAGCCCGUGGCCGGUCUGAGAGCCAACCACUGCAGCCCAGUCUUUUACUUACUGGACAAUGAUCAUGUCAAUGGACAUUGCACUAGCCCCACCUCCCAGCCAUGCUCCUUGGGGAAGUCUCGCAUUCCAGGGGCUCCUGAGGGCCCGCGGCUCCCCCGGAGAGGGCCCGGCCGACCACCCUUCCGCAAGGCCCAGUCUGCCGCUUGCAUGGAGAUCUCUUUGCCAGUUUCCUCCCUCACGGAAGCAGAAAGCAAAGAGAAUUCGUUCAGCUUCUCGCGGAGCUCCAGUGUGUCCAGUAUCGGCCGCGACACCAAGGAAGCGGUGACCACGCUGCAGUUCGGAGAGUCCUACGGUCGUAAAGGUGACUCCCUGCCCACCGCCUGCCUGUGGGUGGGCACCAGCCUGGGCGUGGUCCUCCUACUGCCCAUAUCCAUCCCCACAGAGGAGAGGCUGGAGGAGCCUGUCACCAUGGGGCCCAGCGGUACCGUCCUGAUGCUGAAGGGUUCAGUGCUAUGCUUCUCCUUCCUGGACUGUGGGGGCGCUCUUAUCCAGAGUCCCUACGAGGUAUGGCGGGAACCCAACGUCCCCGAGGACCCCGACGAGCCCCGCAGGCGCAAGCUGGUCAACUUAUCCCCGCUGUCUUCCCAGGAGGCAUGUGGGGACAGGCACCUGGCCGUGGUGUGUUCUGAGAAACAGGCCAAGGUCAUCCUCAUGCCUACCCAGGCCGUCCUGUUCACACACAACGUCACAGAGUCUUCCUUCCUCCUGCGGGCCGACGUCGUCUCCGUCUGCAACAGCGUCUGCCUGGCCUGCUUCUGCGCCAACGGACACGUCAUGACCCUCAGUUUGCCCAGUCUUAGACUCCUGAUGGAUACUAACUACCUUCCCCUGACGGACAUGCGUAUCGCCCGUACCUUCGUCUUCACCAACGGCGGUCAGGCUCUGUACCUGAGCUCUCCUACAGAGAUACAACGCAUCGCAUACAGCCAAGAGAUGACGGACAACCUGCAGGACAUGCUGGGAGAGCUGUUCACUCCUAUAGAAACACCAGAGGCCCAGAACCAAGGAUUCCUCAAGGGAUUCUUCGGGGGAAACGCCCAGACCUUCGACAGAGAAGAGCUGUUUGGGGAGGCAGCAGCGGGUAAGGCCUCUCGGAGCCUGGCCCAGCACAUCCCUGGUCCAAUGGGAUUGGAGAACGUGAGGGCUGCAGCCGGCGGGGUGGUGGGGGACCUGGCCCGAGCCCGCAUCGCCUUGGAGCAGAGAGGAGAGAGACUGGGAGAGCUGGAGGAACGCACCACCCUCAUGAUGAAAAGUGCAGAGACGUUCUCAACACACGCCCACCAGGUAAUGCUGAAACACAAGGACAAGAAAUGGUAUCAACUUUAAAGUAGGACAACGGGCCACGACUGCUGGUGCUUUGCUGGGACAUAGACCAUCACUCUACAUAUGAGAGAGAGAGAGAAAGAGAGACAGCGAGACAGAGAGACAGCGAGAGAGAGAAAUGACUUUGUGUUUAUGGGCCUCUCUGUAGGACGUCUGUACAUCAUUGUCACAAGACUUGGACAGAGGGCAGUCACUGAGAUGGACACAGACCAGGAAGUAAGUUGGUAAGACAGGCGAACCCAGGAAGUGGAUGAUGACAGUUCAUCAGUGUGUGUGUGUCGGUGGGUUACCCAGAUCUUGCUGUGUAGAUACUCUUAACGUUAUGAAACCAACAAGACUGAAAUAAACAAAAUGGAUGACUACUGAUAACAUACAACUGCCAUAUCAAAAGGCAGCAUGCUACUUUAAGAGAUAAUAAAUAUAAAAUGUAUUGAAUAAUAUAAUAUAAACAAAAGAACGUGUGAUUUCAAAAAUAAUAAUACAUUUUGAAAUAUAAAAAAAAAAAUAUAUAUAAAAAUUAAAUGUAUACCUGCA